Molecule: messenger RNA, 1526 nt
Organism: Myxocyprinus asiaticus (Chinese sucker)
Lineage: Eukaryota; Metazoa; Chordata; Actinopteri; Cypriniformes; Catostomidae
Product: purine nucleoside phosphorylase-like
Exons: 7
Coding region: 1-1131 (376 amino acids)
Biological process (GO): nucleoside metabolic process
Cellular component (GO): cytoplasm
Molecular function (GO): purine-nucleoside phosphorylase activity
Source: RefSeq, a predicted model, not a curated record
AUGACAACCGGAGGAAUUCAUCCAUACAUGUUUGAGCCAGAGUCUGAUCCCGAAUUAACCCCCUCCACAAACACCACGGAUACUGCAGUCUGUGACAGCGUGUCUUUAUUCAUAUAUGAAGUGAGAGUCCUUGAUGAGCCACACUCACAAACAUCAGAUAGGGACGAGAGGAGAAACAGGGGAAACAGAUUGUUGGAAACGUUUGAGAGGAACCUUGGAGAAAUCGUUGGAUAUCACUGGAGUGGAACUUUGAAGACUUCGCUGGAGAACAGGUACUCUUUUGAGGACUGUCAUGCUACAGCUGACUGGCUUCUGUCUCAAACUGCAGUGCGCCCUCUGGUGGGCAUAGUGUGUGGCUCAGGUUUGGGUGGCUUGGCUGACAUGCUGAAAGACCAGGUGGCGUUUAACUACCGGGACAUUCCCAACUUCCCCCAGAGUACUGUGCAUGGUCACGCAGGUCGGUUGGUGUUUGGUACUUUGAAGGGUAGACCAUGUGUCUGCAUGCAGGGAAGGUUUCAUCUUUAUGAGGGAUAUCCCAUCCAGAAGAUUACUAUGCCAAUGCGGAUAUUCAAACUGCUGGGUGUGGAGACAGUGAUUCUCACCAACGCUGCUGGUGGACUGAACCAGGACUAUAAAGUGGGAGAUAUCAUGAUCAUAAAAGAUCAUCUCAACAUGCCUGGAUUUGCUGGGAACAACCCUCUUGCAGGACCCAAUGAUGAGAGGUUUGGUGUCCGUUUUCCCUGCAUGUCUAAUGCAUAUGAUCGGGAACUUCAGCAGCUAGUGAUGGACGUGGGUUCGGAGCUUGGUUACAGUGACUUUCUGAGAGAGGGUGUGUACUGUGUUCUUGGAGGACCUUCUUUCGAGACUAUUGCUGAGUGUCGCAUGUUGCACAAGCUGGGAGCUGAUGCUGUCGGUAUGAGCACUGUUCACGAGGUGAUUGUGGCACGUCACUGCGGAAUGCGGGUCUUUGCUCUGUCUUUGAUAACUAAUAAGGCAGUGAUGGACUACGACAGCGAGGAAAAAGCCAAUCAUGAAGAAGUUCUGCAGACGGGCAAACAAAGGGCAGUGCAGCUCGAGAGGCUGGUGUCAACCAUAGUCACCAGGCUAGAGCACAACAACAAUUACGCCUAAGACUGUUCUCAAAUCUUAUCAUCUAUCAAAGACCAAAUAAUUAAUCUGUUAAUUAACAUAACUAAUAUGGUUCUAGUCAGUUCCUUUUGGCUCACACAGUUAUUUAUAAGAUUUGUUGAUUCAUAUUUUAAAGUGCAACAUUAUUUUAAACAUUUGUUUUCUUUGUUGUCAAUAUACAGUAUUUAUCCCUAAUGUAUAUAAUCAGUCAACUUUUUUUUUUCUUAAGAAAAGUUAUAUUUUUACAUUCCUCUGAAUGCUGAAAUGUAUAAAACUGUAAAUGUUUCUUUUUAACUGAACACAAACCAUUUAGUCUUAAUUUAAAAUUAGUUUGAAUUGUCUGUAAAAUGUUGAUUGCUUUAUAGUUUUGGUAGUAGAUGUACAGUAAAUGUCUGUCU